AAUUCCGAUAAAAGUCAAAACAAAUCGGACCGGCACAUUUUGCACCCGCCCGCCAUCGUCAGACCGUGCUCGACGCUCAGUGCGAUCAUAGACACUGCUUGCAAAGCUCAAAGAUGCUCCUACACUGGGCUUACGGCAUUCUAGUAAUUCUUUUAGCCCACCGUUCUGAAGGAAAUCCCAUUGAGCGCAAGGCAAAUGUGGCCACAGAGUUCAUUAUCCUGCACAACAUUGACAUACACGCCCGAUUCGAGCAGACGAACGUGAACAGCGGCACAUGCUCCCAGCAGGAUGCCAAUACGUACAAGUGCUAUGGAGGAUUCGCACGAGUGGCCUACGAGGUUCGCAAGGAGGCGGCGGAUGGAGGAAUGCCCGUGUUCUACCUCAAUGCUGGCGACACUUACACGGGCACCGCUUGGUUCACCAUCUUCAAGGACAAGAUCGCCAGCAGCUUCCUCACCAAACUCCAACCAGAUGCUAUUUCCUUGGGUAACCACGACUUCGACGAGAAAGUAGAGGGCCUAAUACCCUUCCUUAUCACAUGGCUUUCCUCCGGCAGACGCUGCUAAUAUUAACCGACACGACAAAGAGUGCGUGCGAGAGAGACAGAAAAUCAG
This is a messenger RNA of Drosophila miranda, 614 nucleotides long. Its product is annotated as protein 5NUC-like. The coding region runs from base 114 to 566 and encodes 150 amino acids. Gene Ontology annotation, molecular function: 5'-nucleotidase activity. The record is from RefSeq and is a predicted model, not a curated record. NCBI's taxonomy places the organism in Eukaryota, Metazoa, Arthropoda, Insecta, Diptera, Drosophilidae. The transcript has 4 exons. Gene Ontology annotation, cellular component: plasma membrane. Gene Ontology annotation, biological process: AMP catabolic process.